AUGGCUGAGUCGGUUCCAUUUGCUGUUACUUCAAAUCUGAUUCACAGGUUGGAUUCUGCAGAUUUUCUUGAAUUUGGACACAUGUAUGAUGUGAUGGAAGAGUUGGAAGCGCUUAAGAACACAAUUGAAUCUAUCAAUGACGUGCUCCUUGAUGCUGACGAUAAACAAGAACAAGCUCGUGUCAGAGUUUGGAUCAAAAGGUUCAAAGACGUGCUUCAUGGUGCAGAUGACUUCUUUGAUGACCUUGAUGUUGAAUUUAUGAGACACAAAUUGGAUGCAGGUCAAGGAAAAGAAGUGAACAAGGUACUUCAUUCCUUUUCAUCUUCAAAUCAAAUUGAUUUUCCCAUUCAAAUGGCUGAAAAAAUUAAAGAAACACAAGAGAGUUUUAAUGCUGUAGUAGAAGACAUGCAUAAAUUGAAUUUAAGUCCAAGAACUAUGGUGGUUAAGCAAAUUAAUAGUGGAUGGAGGGAAACUGGUUCUUUUGUGUUAGAAUCUGAUAUCGUUGGAAGAAAUGAUAGUAAAAAGGAGAUUGUAAGUCUCUUGAGACAAUCAGAUGAAAACCAAAAAGUUUCAGUGAUUGUUAUUGUUGGCAUUGGUGGUUUGGGGAAAACAGCUCUUGCUCAGUUGGUGUAUAAUGACUUGGAAGUGCAGAGUUUUUUUGAAAAGCGAAUGUGGGUGUGUGUCUCUGAUAACUUUAAUUUAAAAACUGUUGUGAGGAAAAUAUUAGAAUCAUUUACUGGUGGCCAAAUUGAAGACAAGUUAUCAUUAGACAACUUGCAAAAUAAGCUUCGUCAAAAUUUAAGUGGUAAAAAAUAUUUGUUGGUCCUGGAUGACAAUUGGAGUGAAAGUAAAGAAGAAUGGGCUGAAUUGAAAACUCUUUUGAUGUGUGGUGCUCAAGAUAGUAAGAUUUUAGUGACAACUCGCAGUGAAAUUGUAGCAAAGACAAUGAUUGCUAGCACUUCCUAUCCUCUGAAUGUUUUGACUGAAGAAGAAUCUUGGAGUUUGUUAAAGAAAAUUGCAUUUCAGGAUGAUACCAAAGGAGUGAAUCAAAAUCUAGAAUCAAUGGGUAAAGAAAUAGCCAAAAAAUGUAAAGGGGUUCCACUAUCAAUUAAAACACUAGGAGGCCUAUUACGAGGCCAAAAAGAAGAAAGUGAAUGGGAAGAUGUUUUAUGUGGUGAUUUCUGA
Molecule: messenger RNA, 1185 nt
Organism: Abrus precatorius (Indian licorice)
Lineage: Eukaryota; Viridiplantae; Streptophyta; Magnoliopsida; Fabales; Fabaceae
Product: putative disease resistance protein RGA1
Exons: 1
Coding region: 1-1185 (394 amino acids)
Biological process (GO): defense response to fungus
Molecular function (GO): ADP binding
Source: RefSeq, a predicted model, not a curated record